Histoplasma capsulatum G186AR is the source of this 174-nucleotide messenger RNA. RefSeq lists its product as uncharacterized. NCBI's taxonomy places the organism in Eukaryota, Fungi, Ascomycota, Eurotiomycetes, Onygenales, Ajellomycetaceae. The record is from RefSeq and is a predicted model, not a curated record. Bases 1 to 174 code for a protein of 57 amino acids. The transcript has a single exon.
AUGACUUGGCUCCUUGUUUUGAACGCGCGUUUGGCAUCGACUGGGCCCGUUAGAAAGGAGAAGAACCUCACCUUGCAGAAAACAGAUGAGCAGCCGUUGAAAUGGAAAGAGACAAAGAUCGGAACGCUGCGUAAAGCGUUUGGCAAAAUACUCCCUUUCGAACCUGAGAAAUAG